AUGGCAACUAGAAGAGCGACCCGAACACAAGAAGAAGAAAAUCCGGAUAUCAAAGAUAUCCUAACAUGCAUUUCAAAGAAACUUGACAACAUUGGGGAAUCUCUACAGCAAAUAGUAGAUCAUCAGCAUAAGGAAGAGAGAAACACAUCCGAAUGUUUUGAACAGUUUAAUAGAUCGAUGAAUACAAUUAGUAACGAAAUCGGAAAUGCAUUAGAUAAAACAAACCAUAUAAACAUGGAAAAUCAAGUGAAAAAUCAACGCCAAAAGAUAUCUAGAAUUUGGAAUAAUCAUUUGAAUAAACGAAAGCAACUGUACUGGCACAGCUUGAACAGUGAAAAUACAGCACUAAUAUACGAAACGUGGAUCAACAAAGAAAAGAAAAUAUUGCCCAGAAAAUUUCUUAUCAAAUCCAUUGCGAACGAGGAUAUCAACGAAACAAGAAUACGACAAAAUUCUGCCGUCGAAAAUUUCCGAAACGAGAUCGCUCUCCUGAACGUCCGAGCCGAACGACAUAAAUCAAAAUGCAAGCAGACGGAAGAAGAAAUGAAAAAAUUCCUUGAAGACCGUUUUACUGGUCAUACCCUUACAGAAUUGAAGAAUCUAUGGCACGAAGAUGUUACGCAUGAAGAAUCCAAAUCCUUAAAGAAAUGGGAAUCCAAGCAAAUUUGGCUCGAGAAGUAUGAAGCUGAAUUUAAACAUGAGAGCUUCCUGAAACCCCCAAGGAAGUACAACGAGAGCAAACCAACGGGAGAUUCGCGACAACAAGAUCGACGCGGUAUGACCGACAAUACGCAUUUACAAAGCAUAAGUAAACAGCUAAACCAUAGGAGAAUGAAUCCCAAACAAUUCCAGAACAACCGUCCCGAUGAGAGAAAGUCUGCAAAAUUUGCCCACAAUCGACCCAGAUACAACGUAACCGCAAUUAAUAAGGAGAGAGUAGGACAAAACCGAUUCCAGCACAACAACACACGCAAUCAUCAUUCCUCGUCGUCACUGCAUCACCAAAUGACAUAUGCUGAGGUCGCGAGAAUUCCUCCAAGAUAUAAUCCACAGCAAGGAAGUACCUACAUCGUUGAUGAUUACGAAAGAAUCCCAAGGAACACUUCUUUUUUAGAACAACAUCCCAUCAAGAGAUAUCCUCCAGAGAGAUCACUCUACCAUCCCAGGGAACGACUACGACAACCGCACAUGACCAACCACCGUUGA
Molecule: messenger RNA, 1206 nt
Organism: Paramuricea clavata
Lineage: Eukaryota; Metazoa; Cnidaria; Anthozoa; Malacalcyonacea; Plexauridae
Source: the annotation of a GenBank genome assembly